UUCUGUCCGUGUAUUUUCUUUCUAAUUGAAGAAAUUGAUGUUAUAUGAUCGAUUUAUUCUAGCCACACAGUAAUCAGCACGAUAUUUGUUAAAUACAAAUGUUCAUCGGUCGGUCGAGACAGAUAGCGAGCUCUUCACUGCUUCCAGCGUAAUAAAUGGAGCCAUCUCAACGUAACACCGAAACGCCACCGUUUCAACAUCCCACAGUCCCGGUGGAUUCCAUCGGCCGAGCCACCGUUUUCCGCCCCUUCUCUCUCUCCUCGCCUCACUCACGCGCCUUUCACCUAGCGUGGCUCUCACUCUUCUCCUGCUUCUUCUCCACCUUCUCCAUCCCUCCUCUGAUCCCCGUCAUCUCCUCCGACCUCGGCCUCUCCGCCUCCACCGUAUCCGCCGCCGGAAUCGCCUCCUUCGCCGGCUCUAUUUUCUCCCGCCUCGCCAUGGGCCCGCUCUGCGAUCUCAUCGGCCCGCGAACCUCCUCCGCGAUCCUCUCUUUCCUCACCGCUCCCGCCAUCCUCUCCACCGCGCUCGUCUCCUCUCCCGCUUCCUUCGUACUCGUCCGCUUCUUCGUCGGCUUCUCGCUGGCUAACUUCGUCGCUAACCAGUACUGGAUGUCCUCCAUGUUCUCCGGUAACGUCGUUGGUCUAGCUAACGGCGUCUCUGCCGGUUGGGCUAACGUCGGCGCAGGUCUCUCUCAGCUCCUCAUGCCUAUUCUCUACACGACCAUCUCUGGCUUCCUCCCACGCGAUGUCUCCUGGCGCGUGUCGUUCGUGUUCCCCGCCGUUUUCCAGGUGAUAACCGCCGUGCUAGUCCUCCUCUACGGACAAGACACUCCCGACGGUAACCGAAAAAAAGACAGAACUCCGUUAGAUGAAGAGCAUUCCGGUUUUGUCCGAAUCCUUCUCGACGGACUCGGAGAUUACAGAGCGUGGAUCCUAGCGCUUCUGUACGGUUACUCGUUCGGCGUGGAGCUCACGACGGACAACAUGAUCGCAGGAUACUUCUACGAGCGGUUCGGCGUGAAUCUAGAGGCGGCGGGAACGAUCGCUGCGAGUUUCGCGAUGUCGAACGUCGCGUCGCGGCCGGCGGGAGGGAUGGUUUCCGACUUGCUGGGGAAAAGAUUCGGGAUGAGAGGGAGGCUAUGCGGACUCUGGGCGGUGCAGUCGGUGGCUGGGUUGCUGUGUUUGUUACUCGGACGAGUCAACUCGCUCUGGGGCUCCAUCGCCGUCAUGUGGGUGUUCUCUAUAUUCGUUCAAGCUGCUUCUGGUCUCAUAUUUGGCGUUGUCCCCUUCGUCUCCACUAGAUCUUUAGGAGUAGUAGCGGGAAUGACGGGAAGUGGCGGGACUGUAGGUGCGGUGGUGACACAGCUUUUGUUGUUUUCCGGCAAUGAUGUUAGAAAGCAAAGAAGCAUUUCACUUAUGGGGUUAAUGACUUUUGUCGCGUCUCUUUCUGUCACUCUCAUUUACUUUCCACGCUGGGGUGGAAUCUUUUGUGGUCCAUCAUCAUCAUCUUCGGAGUCCGAUGAUUCUUCUCAGCGGUUACUUGGAGACGAGGAAGAGGACGACGAUAAGGUGGUGAUUAGUGGUAGACUACGUCCCGUUUGUUGAUUACCGCAAAGCCGUUUCUACUUGAACAAAUUAAAGCGUAAUAAACUUGUCAAGUAUGUAACAGCUGAGUUUAUACAUAUUGAAUUGAUAGAUGUUUGUAUCCAAAGUUUAGACAUUGAAUUGUCAACUUGAUUAUCUCUUGUAGACUGCUC
This is a messenger RNA of Raphanus sativus (radish), 1756 nucleotides long. RefSeq names its product high affinity nitrate transporter 2.7. Gene Ontology annotation, molecular function: nitrate transmembrane transporter activity. Gene Ontology annotation, biological process: transmembrane transport. The record is from RefSeq and is a predicted model, not a curated record. Bases 156 to 1604 code for a protein of 482 amino acids. Lineage: Eukaryota; Viridiplantae; Streptophyta; Magnoliopsida; Brassicales; Brassicaceae. The transcript is spliced from 2 exons.